AUGUGUCCCCGGACCUGCCUCAGCGCUUACACCUGCAUGUGCUACCAGACCUUCCCCAGCGCCUACACCUGCAUGUGUCACCUGACCUUCCCCAGCGCCUACACCUGCACGUGUCCCCGGACCUUCCCCAGCGCCUACACAUGCAUGUGUCUCCGGACCUGCCCCAGCGCCUACACCUGCAUGUGUCCCCGGACCUGCCCCAGUGCUUACACCUGCAUGUGUCACCUGACCUGCCCCAGUGCCUACACCUGCAUGUGUCUCCGGACCUGCCCCAGCGCCUACACCUGCAUGUGUCUCCGGACCUGCCCCAGCGCCUACAUCUGCAUGUGUCACCUGACCUGCCCCAGUGCUUACACCUGCAUGUGUCACACGACCUGCCCCAGCGCCUACACCUGCAUGUGUCCCCGGACCUGCCCCAGCGCCUACACCUGCAUGUGUCACCUGACCUGCCCCAGCGCCUACACCUGCAUGUGUCCCCGGACCUGCCCCAGCGCCUACACCUGCAUGUGUCACCUGACCUGCCCCAGCGCUUACACCUGCAUGUGUCCCCGGACAUGCCCCAGCGCCUACACCUGCAUGUGUCCCCGGACCUGCCCCAGCGCCUAUACUUGCAUGUGUCCCCAACCGUCCCUAGCGCCUAUACUUGCAUGUGUCCCCGGACCUUCCCUAGCGCCUAUACUUGCAUGUGUCACCGGACCUGCCCCAGCGCCUACACCUGCAUGUGUCACCUGA
Haliotis rufescens (red abalone) is the source of this 732-nucleotide messenger RNA. Its product is annotated as putative protein CRIPAK. The record is from RefSeq and is a predicted model, not a curated record. The transcript has a single exon. NCBI's taxonomy places the organism in Eukaryota, Metazoa, Mollusca, Gastropoda, Lepetellida, Haliotidae. The coding region runs from base 1 to 732 and encodes 243 amino acids.